Tuber melanosporum (Perigord truffle) is the source of this 1295-nucleotide messenger RNA. RefSeq lists its product as uncharacterized. Bases 1 to 480 code for a protein of 159 amino acids. NCBI's taxonomy places the organism in Eukaryota, Fungi, Ascomycota, Pezizomycetes, Pezizales, Tuberaceae. The transcript has 2 exons. The record is from RefSeq and is a predicted model, not a curated record.
AUGUCAAACCCCCUCUGCUUGGCCCGCCGGCGAUGGAAAGAAACUUGCUUUCGCCACAGCGCCAAGUGUUCGCCUUGCUUUUUUCGUACCUUGCCAAUUAGGCUGCAUAAUCCCUAUUACUCGAGUACUGUACAAGUGCACCGCAUCCCAAGUAGACUUCUGUCUUCUCUAACAAGGCCACAGUCGACCGGCAGAAGCACACAGACCCGAACUGUUGUAACAACGCCUGCGCAGCUUUCCAAACGGAUCCAAGACCAGCAAUCAACGGCGGUGCUAAAACAAUCACUUAAGUACCCCAUCCAAAGCUACAUCUGCUGGUGCCUAGUAGCCCACACCACAACCACCCUCUACAGUACAAGUACUGUACAGCGGUGGACACAAAAGUGCAAACAUGUCGUAAUUCUCGACAACACCGAAGGCUCACGGGCGAUAACCUUGCCGUGCGCCAGGCAGGUUGGCAGGCGAGAGAAGGAAAAAUGAAAAAGCAACUAUCGACAUCUCACAUAUCCUUCCUCCUGCGCUAGACUUAAUCAAGGGGAAGAAAAGACGCAAGCAAGGCGGACCGGAGCUCUGGUGCAGGCUGCAGUAAGGGAAUCAAGCAGGCGAGCAUAUAUGACAUUCCAGCGACUUCAAGAUCUACUAACCAACCAGAAUGCGAAGAAAAUUCAAAGAUUUAGGAAUCUAUCUAUCUGAUGCGAUCACCGAUUAUUUUGCGUUCCUAGAAUCUGAAGCAAACUGGGCUGCGCGUGCGAUGGGGAUCGAGUAUGAAUAGAGCACUCAUUGGUCUGAAGGAGUGUGAUGGAGGGAAGGAAAAGGCAAUAAAAUUUAGAUACCGAACCCUCCAACACCACCCGCUCUCAGAGAGAGAAAAAUGAACAGGAGAAAAACAACAAGCCACCGGGCAUCAGUCUGUGGCCCGGGAGCGAAACCCCCCCGCCCUGCCGGCAGACCGGGGAGAGAUAAAAUAUCCAUGAGAAAGAAUGACACCCAACUCCAAACCGAGUCUCCACCAGGGAAUCUUCAGUGGCCUUGUCGUGACGAUUUACGAGCAGCGCGUUCCUGACGCUUCCGGCUCCCGUUUUUAUUCGUCUUCUCCCCUGUUGGAUAGUGGCCCUGACCUUGCCGCGGAUGCUCUUGCGUGUUUAAACGACCCGUCCAAGCAGCCAAAUCGGUGCGACCCGGAUCGGAUGAUCGACCAAUCGUAUAGGUUUGCCGAUGAAUGAAGUUUUGAACAGGAGAAUUUUCAUUUCCGCCAUCUGCCCGGGUCUGACCAGGAUCCUGGUUGGGUCGGGAUU